UGCGUGUUUGAUGGUGCAGUGGCCGUGGACCGAAUGGAUAUUAGCAAACGAAAUAGCUACUGUAGCUGAAUAUAAAAUCGAAUGUUUUGCCAAAUAAACAGUUUGUUUUAUUUUCAAGAUCGAUGGACUUAAUCGUGAAUUGUGCAUUAUAAGUGGUAAAAUCGAUUUCGCGGAUUUGUCUUUUUUGUUUGACCGUUUGUCAGUGAGUCCCCCUCUCUAAACAAACGCCUUUGUGGCUAUGACUACGGAUUUACUAUCUGAUUUGGAUAGUCGUUUCUUCGCUGAUAAUCUGCUGACAAGCGAAGAUUGGGAUGCCUGUCUUUACCAGUGUGAAAGCAUGGAGGAGGGUGAGGACGUGGAGUACACGAGAGGACUUAAAUAUGAAACAUCGUUUGACAGCGAUCUUGUGCUGACUCUUGAUCCUGACAAUCCCACAUCACCAUGGAGACACCUGGACGACAACCUUCUUACAGGGGACAGUCCUGUAUUGAAAGACGAAAUGACCAUAACGCAGCCUCUGCCAGUGGACAUGUUGUUCCAGGUGAAAGCGGAGCCUCCCUCUCCCGCCUCUUCACUGGACUCGGACUGCUCCAUAACGUCGCUCCCAGACUCCCAGAUUACGGUGAAAGGGGAGAACCCUCCUACGCCUCCCUACAUGUUUGGGGACGUGCUGUCCCCGCCGCUCGGCUCGUGCGAGGUCACGGUGGCGUCCCAGUCCCAGCCGACGACAGCCCUCCACGCGGCUGACCCGCUGGCCCAGUCCACAGUCCAACCCACAGCGACCACAAUCAAAGCCACUAGCAUCCUGAGCAGUAAGCCUCCCAUUCAGCCCAGGCCUGUGUGUGUCGCGGCGCUGCCCGUCCCCCAGGGCCCGAGCCCAGCCAAGGCCCUCAUCCUGCACAGCCUGCCCGCCAUGGACCAGAACCGGCCCGUGGUGCUUUCCCAGUCGGUCUGUCUUGGGUCGGCUCCGGCCAUCGUCAAAAUGGAGCCUGUCUCUCCCCCCAUGCCCCACUGCCACAGCCCCACGGCCCCGUUCCCCAGCAAACCCAUUGUCCCAGCAUCCUCUCUGCCCGGGAGCAACUGCCAUGACAUCGAUGUGAGUGUCUGUCAGUCACGUGUCAGUCAGUCAAUGAAGGUGAUGAAGAGGCAGCAGCGGAUGAUCAAGAACCGGGAGUCGGCGUGCCAGUCGCGCAAGAAGAAGAAAGAGUACCUGCAGAACCUGGAAGGCCAGCUGAGGGAGGCGCAGCAGGAGAACGAGCGCCUCCGCAGGGAGAACCAGGCCCUGAGGGAGAGGCUCGCCGGGAAGGAGGGAAGUGAGUCUGGCAACAACAAGAGGGCCGUAUGUGUCAUGGCCGUGCUGCUCUUCAUGACCUUCAGUUUCGGCCCUGUCAGUAUCAUAGACAGGAAGCUGGAGACGGGGUUUCAGGAAGCGGCGGUCCCUCAGUCGAGGAGACAUCUCCUGGAGUUUGACACGGCUCAGGAGCACAGCAGAGUGGAGGAGAGGACAGACCACGAGGAGGACGGAGGAGAGGACAGGUGGAAGGGAGAAGUUGAGAGGGAUUCUGCUGAUUCGUACCAGUUCAGGAACCUGAGUGACGUGUUCAGCGACGUGAAGGACCUGGUCCUUCAGGACAUCGACCGCUACUUCACCUCCAACGACUGCAGGCAGUUCAACCGCUCUGAGUCCCUCAGGCUGGCUGAUGAACUACGAGGAUGGGUUCACCGGCACCAGAUCGACAGGAAGAAGUCUGGAGGGAAGCCAAAGAUAGUGAAAAAAGCCAAAAUAGCUCAGAAAGCACAGCUGAGGAAGACAAACUUCUCCAGAUAUCUGCCCAUUCAGAGCCAUCGGUCCAUUGAAAGUCAGUUACAGGUGUUCCCUGCAGGUCCAGAGAUCAGCUACAGUGACUUCAUGGACGCCAUCGACCGGCGCGAGGACACAUUCUACGUGGUCUCCUUCAGAAGGGAUCACCUGCUGUUGCCGGCCAUCAGCCACAAUAAGACCACACGGCCCAAGAUGUCUCUUGUGAUGCCGGCCAUGUCUGUUAACGAGAGCUUAUAUAACAAGUCCCAGGGCUUCGAGAUGAUGAUGCAGGUGGACUGUGAGGUGAUGGACACGCGGAUCAUCCCCAUCAAAGCCUCGGCCGUCCCCCCGUCCCUCCGCGACCCCCCUCCGGCUCCGCCCGCCACGCACCACCACCAUCACCACAGCAACCACACGUCCCUCCGCGGCCGCCACCACCCCCACGCCGGCGGAGGGGCGCCCCCGCGGCAACCCUUACCUGUCGGGAGACAGGAGGCCGAGUAUUUCAUCAGCCAGGGGGGCGGGGUUUGAAGCUAGCGAGCGUGAACGAAUGAGAGAGGGUCUGGUGGGAGAAGGGGGGGGGGGGUUGGAUGACUGGGAGAUGGGAGGAAUUAUAACAGACAGUGGGAGAGAUGUAGGUAGCAAAGCCGUCAGGGAAUUACAGAGGCUGUAGGCUAAUUUAUUUAACAAACAAGACCGUUACGUUACGGUGCCAUGUAGUUAAAACAUUGUCUCGGCAGCUGCAUUUAUUUUACUUAAGUGUAAAUCAAUUUCACAAUUGACUAAGAGAAUACCUACUUAACUAAACAAACCUGCUGUUUUCAAUAAGAACAACAUGGAUUUAAAAAAAUAUAUUAUUAAAGAACCUGUUGAGUGCUUAGGCACCUGUGUCUGUAUGCAAAUGUACUGGGAGACAGUACCUGAUUUAACCUCCAUCUCUCUUUUUCAACUCCACCCCCUAUAAUCCAUUAUCUGUCUGAAUAAUAAAUUAAGCAAACAUCCCCAGAAAUAAAUAUGUAAAUAAACAAGAAAAUCUGAUAGGCUACGCCAUUACCCACAUUAAACCCAUGCCACUUCACCCACAUGAAAAAGACAAUGCCUCUUAACUAAAUUUCUUAAUAUAUAUAUAUAUCUUGUUUUUUAUCAAACAGCGACCUGGCAGUUCACUGCACUUAAAUAUAGCUCAGAAGUAAUCACUGAAAUAUACAGAUAUUUACCUAAAUGACAAAAACACCAGCAGAGAGUGUCUAAAUAGGUUGACGUCACCACAAGUUACCCAAGCUGCUUUUAAUGUGCCAUCGCAUAGAAUUUCCUGUCUGGAUGUUUAAGUUCUAGAAAAUGCGCUGCAUUGAAAAUACUUCUUUCUGGUGUCCACAUAAACAGCGUCUGUCACAACUGCUGCAACAAUUCCCUUAGUCAGGGCAGCCAAAAUAAUCAAGUGGGCCUGCCCCGAAAAACAUGACCCAAAGCAUGGUGGACCGUUAAUUCCUCUUUGAUGUGGAAGAACCUGCUUUCAAUAUAAUGUUUUUUUUUUUUCAUCCCUCAUUUACUCAAGUGUUUCUUUUAUUUUGGGAGUUACAUUCAGCUAAUGUUAGUGGACUGCUCAUGCUGUCACUUGAGGGCAUUUUCUUUUGUAGAGGUAAUGUCUGUAUAUUUGCGUUUUAUUGCUCUCCGUUGAAAUUCCAUUUAGAGGGUUCCUACAGUUGAUGCCGGUCGGAUGCUAGUCGACAGCUUGGUUCUGUUUUUAGUUUGUUUAAUGUAAACGUUUAUGGAUUUGUAUGAGAAUUAUUUAACUUGUGCUUAUUGGUUGUAAAUAUCUAAUUGUGUCUGUUAUGUUGUUCCUUAAGAUGUAUACCUGUAUUUUGCUCUGGCCUCUAAACAGAGGUAUUGAACUUUCUCCUCAGGGACCAUGAGAUGUUUCAACAUUUUGUUGUAGCCCUGAGCAGGCAUACCUGAUUCGCUAAUUAGCUGACAAGUCUAAUCAGGUGUUCUUGCUCUAGAAUAGAUCAAAAACAUGGAACGACUGGGGGUCCCUGAGAGUAAGGUUGAAUACCUCGGCUCGAAACCUCUUCAUCUUACGGGCACCAACCAGCUGUUCCUUGGCUCCAGAAGUGAGCACAGUAAUGCAUAGAUGUCCUUUGAACUCUUUAGGCUUAAAUCUAUUUGCGUUGAACACUGAUGGCCAUGGUGACCAUACAAUGUGUUGUUUGUAUAUAGUUGUACAUUUCCAUCACUUCCUGUUUCCAGUUGCAGAUCACUACUUCUAUAUGUUGCAGCAUCAGACUUCAUUCACUGUAUCUCCAUGUGAUUAUGGAAAUUGCCGGCAGAUGUGAGUAGAGUAAUAACAUGAUUCUAAUUUGAGUCAAUUAUCAAUGUUAUCAAUUUUUUUUUCAUCGCUCUGAACACUGCCAUCCUGAGUUUUCUGACAAACAUUAUAAUUUUUUUAUCAUUACAAUGAGAUGUGAAGUCAUGUUUAGUUGCGAACUGUCUGUGAACUCUUGCUAUGGUUUGUCUUUGUUCUGCUGGAAGCACUGCACACACUUUGGCUAGUGUAUGUUUGAGGCAAUAUUGAUGUUCUAAUGGGAAUAAUGCCCCUUUUUUAAAAUCCUUUUAUAUAUAUAAAAAAAAUGACUAUAAAAAGUCAAUAUAGUGAAAAAUGUAAAUCUAUAAAACUUUGAUAUGAAGCUUUACACAUUUGUUAGGGGGUGGGGGUUUUGUCAGUGGGGAAAUAAUGCUUUGUUUUCUUAAUCUUAAGGCGUCAGAUAAAAGACAUUCCCUUCUGCAUCUGUUUUAUCUU
Molecule: messenger RNA, 4598 nt
Organism: Esox lucius (northern pike)
Lineage: Eukaryota; Metazoa; Chordata; Actinopteri; Esociformes; Esocidae
Gene: atf6b
Product: activating transcription factor 6 beta
Exons: 17
Coding region: 239-2332 (697 amino acids)
Biological process (GO): endoplasmic reticulum unfolded protein response; regulation of transcription by RNA polymerase II
Cellular component (GO): nucleus
Molecular function (GO): DNA-binding transcription factor activity, RNA polymerase II-specific; RNA polymerase II cis-regulatory region sequence-specific DNA binding
Source: RefSeq, a predicted model, not a curated record